Messenger RNA from Staurois parvus, 341 nucleotides. NCBI's taxonomy places the organism in Eukaryota, Metazoa, Chordata, Amphibia, Anura, Ranidae. The record is from the annotation of a GenBank genome assembly.
CGCGCUCUCCUGCGCGCCCCAGGGGGUGCGCACCCGCGAUCUCCGUGAUCGCUGUGUUCUACGGACACAGCUGAUCACGUGCACGUGAUCACGGUGUCCAAUGACACGCUGAUCAGAGGGAAAUGCAAGUGCCGGGCACUGACGAUCAGUGCCCUGAUGAUCGGUGCCCAGCAGUGCCACCCGCAAGUUCCACCCACCUGUGCCCAGCAGUGCGCCCACUAGCUCCGCCCACCCGUGCCCAGCAGUGCACCCACCUGUGCCCAGCAGUGCACCCACCUGUGCCACUCUGCAGUGCCACCUACCUGUGCCCAGAAGUGCCACCUACCUGUGCCCAGCAGUGC